CCUAGCUAGUACGUACGUACGUCGUCUCUUCUUCUUCUUCUUCUUCUUCUUUGAUUUGCUCUUUCUCUUGAGGCACAACCAUGGCACACAACACAGAGGUGCCACCUUCUACGUCUUCACAACCUCAUGAAAGAGACAAAGCCAACCAAAAAGUUCCCUUCUACAAGCUCUUCACUUUAGCUGAUCGUCUUGACGUGGCAUUGAUUACCAUUGGCACGAUCGGUGCCAUGGCUAAUGGGUGCUCGCAGCCUCUCAUGACCCUCAUUCUAGGCAAAAUUAUCAACACCUUUGGCUCCGCCGAUCCAUCAAAUACUAUCAAGGAAGUUUCUAACGUUGCGUUAUUAUUUGUUUACCUGGCUAUUGCAACUGGAAUUGCGUCGUUUCUUCAGGUAGCAUGUUGGAUGGUGACAGGAGAAAGACAAGCCGCAAGGAUCCGUGGAUUGUACUUGAAAACUAUAUUGAAGCAAGACAUUGCUUUCUUUGACACUGAAACAACAACUGGUGAGGUUAUUGGGAGAAUGUCUGGUGACACCAUUCUCAUUCAAGAUGCCAUGGGAGAAAAGGUUGGGAAGUUUAUACAACUCGCUUCGACUUUUAUUGGUGGCUUUGUGAUUGGCUUUGUAAGAGGAUGGCGUCUCGCUCUUGUUUUGCUCGCAUGCAUACCAUGUGUUGUUUUAAUUGGUGGAGCUUUGUCCAUGGUGAUGACUAAAAUGGCCAGUCGUGGGCAAGCUGCUUAUGCAGAAGCAGGAAAUGUGGUUGAGCAAACAGUGGGAGCUAUUAGAACAGUGGCAUCUUUCACUGGCGAGAAAAAAGCAAUAGAAAAGUAUAACACCAAGUUAAAUGUUGCUUAUAAAACAAUGAUUCAACAAGGUUUGGCCUCGGGGUUAGGAAUGGGAGCACUUCUGCUGACUAUCUUCUGCACCUAUGCACUUGCCAUGUGGUAUGGUUCUAAACUGGUCAUUGAGAAAGGAUACAAUGGUGGAACCGUCAUCACUGUAAUAGUAGCUCUUAUGACUGGUGGAAUGUCACUUGGUCAAACAUCCCCAAGCCUAAAUGCAUUUGCAGCAGGCCAAGCAGCAGCUUAUAAGAUGUUUGAGACAAUUGCACGAAAGCCAAAAAUUGAUGCUUAUGACACCAAUGGUGUUGUCUUGGAAGACAUAAAGGGAGAUAUUGAACUCAAGAAUGUUCACUUCAGAUAUCCUGCAAGGCCUGAUGUUCAGAUCUUUUCCGGAUUCUCAUUGUAUGUUCCAAGUGGCACAACUGCUGCUUUAGUGGGCCAAAGUGGAAGCGGAAAGUCUACUGUGAUCAAUUUAUUGGAAAGAUUCUAUGAUCCUGAUGCUGGAGAAGUACUCAUAGAUGGUGUGAAUUUGAAGAAUUUUCAAGUUAGAUGGAUAAGAGAACAAAUUGGGCUCGUUAGUCAAGAACCUGUCCUGUUUGCAACUAGUAUCAGAGAAAACAUAGCCUAUGGAAAAGAAGGUGCAACUAAUGAGGAGGUUACAACGGCAAUAAAACUUGCCAAUGCUAAAAAGUUCAUUGACAAGCUGCCUCAGGGCCUUGAGACAAUGGCAGGCCAGAAUGGGACUCAACUUUCUGGUGGGCAAAAGCAAAGAAUUGCAAUUGCAAGGGCAAUUUUGAAGAACCCAAGAAUCCUUCUUCUUGAUGAAGCAACAAGUGCAUUGGAUGCUGAGUCUGAACAUGUUGUCCAAGCAGCAUUAGAACAAGCUAUGUCAAAAAGAACUACUGUAGUUGUUGCACAUCGCUUGACAACUAUUAGAAAUGCUGACACCAUAGCAGUGGUUCAUGAAGGCAAAAUUGUAGAGCAAGGAACUCAUGAUGAGUUAAUCAAGGAUGUUGAUGGUGCUUAUUUUCAGCUUAUUCGUCUACAAAAAGGAGCUAAGGAAGCUGAAGGUAGCCAUAAUUCUGAAGCAGAGAGGUCAAGUAGCAGUUUUAAUUUAGAUAUUCACAUGGCUAGAUCUUCCACCCAGAGAGCAGUUUCAAUAAGCAGAGGUUCAUCAGGUAGACACUCCCAGUCACAUAGCUUUUCUCUUUCUCAUCAAAGUGGGGUACAUGAAUCUGGAGAAAGAGCCGGCGGGGAUGCUGAGAAGCCCAGAAAGGUUUCUUUAAGACGUUUGGCCUACUUAAACAAGCCUGAAGUUCUUGUCUUAGUGCUUGGGUCCAUUGCUGCAAUAGUUCAAGGUGUUGUGUUCCCUAUGUUUGGCUUCUUGUUUUCCUCAGCAAUAGCUAUGUUCUAUGAACCUCCAGAAAAACAGCGGAAAGAUUCUAGUUUCUGGGCACUUCUAUAUGUGGGUUUGGGUAUAGUUACUCUAGUGAUUAUACCAGUGCAAAAUUACUUCUUUGGCAUUGCUGGUGGAAAAUUAAUAGAAAGAAUUCGUUUACUGACAUUUAAAAAGGUUGUGCACCAAGAAAUCAGUUGGUUUGAUGAUCCUGCAAAUUCAAGUGGUGCAGUUGGUGCAAGGUUAUCUACAGAUGCUUCAACAGUGAAAAGUCUAGUGGGUGACACAUUGGCCCUCAUUGUGCAAAACAUAUCAACAAUCACAGCAGGUCUAGUUAUAUCAUUCACUGCUAAUUGGAUUCUUGCUUUAAUAAUUGUAGCUGUGUCACCCUUGAUCUUUAUACAAGGAGUUCUUCAGAUGAAGUUUCUUAAAGGAUUUAGUGGAGAUGCCAAGGCUAAGUAUGAAGAGGCAAGUCAAGUGGCAAAUGAUGCUGUUGGUAGCAUCAGAACCAUUGCAUCAUUCUGUGCCGAAUCAAAGGUGAUGGAUAUGUACAGGAAGAAAUGUUUAGAGCCGGAAAAACAAGGUGUUAGGUUGGGGCUUGUGAGUGGUACAGGAUUUGGCUUCUCUUUUCUGGCUCUAUACUGCACAAAUGCUUUCUGUUUCUACAUAGGAUCUGUUCUUGUGCAACAUGGGAAAGCAACUUUUCCAGAGGUUUUCAAGGUCUUCUUUUGUUUAACAAUCACAGCCAUAGGCAUUUCCCAGACUAGUGUCUUAGCACCAGACACUAACAAGGCCAAAGAUUCCGCAGCUUCAAUAUUUAAAAUUCUUGACAGUAAACCUACCAUUGACUCCAGCAGCAAUGAGGGUAGAACACUAGAAGCCGUUUCUGGUGAUAUUGAACUUCAACAUGUCAGUUUUAAUUACCCAACUAGGCCUCAUAUUCAAAUUUUCAAAGAUUUGUGUCUAAGCAUUCCAGCUGGAAAGGUAAUCAGUUACUAUUUUCAGACUGUUGCAUUGGUUGGAGAAAGUGGCAGUGGAAAAUCAACAGUGAUCAGCCUCUUGGAGAGAUUUUACAACCCUGAUUCUGGACAUAUACUACUAGAUGGAGUGGAUAUAAAAGAGUUCAGACUAAGCUGGUUGAGGCAGCAAAUGGGUUUGGUUGGUCAAGAGCCUAUUCUUUUCAAUGAAAGCAUCCGGGCCAACAUAGCUUAUGGCAAAGAGGGAGGUGCCACAGAGGCAGAGAUAAUUGCAGCAGCUGAAGCAGCCAAUGCACAGGAGUUUAUAAGUUCUCUUCCAAAUGGUUAUGACACCAAUGUUGGAGAAAGAGGCACACAAUUGUCAGGAGGACAAAAGCAGCGCAUAGCCAUUGCAAGAGCCAUGCUGAAGGACCCCAAAAUCCUUCUGCUGGAUGAGGCAACUAGUGCACUUGAUGCCGAGUCGGAGCGUGUAGUUGAAGAGGCUCUAGAUAAAGUUAGCGUGGACAGAACAACUGUAGUGGUAGCUCACCGGCUUACAACAAUUAGAGAUGCUGACCUCAUAGCAGUAAUGAAAAAUGGGGCAGUUGCUGAAAGGGGAAGACAUAAUGCAUUGAUGAAGAUUACUGAUGGAGUAUAUGCAUCAUUGGUAGCUCUACAUAUGAGUGCAGCUUAACUCCUAAGAUUUCCAAUGAAGCACCAUUGCUUAGAAAUGGUUCUUGGACACUUUUUGUUUUUGAUGUUUUAAUUUAUUUUAUCAUUAUUUUGAGUUCUUUUACGGAUAAAAGUAGAGUUUAUGAUUAGAGAAAAAGUUGUAAUAACCCAACUGGAUCAAAGUUAGUUUGGGUUGGAUUUGACA
This is a messenger RNA of Glycine soja, 4067 nucleotides long. Its product is annotated as ABC transporter B family member 9-like. NCBI's taxonomy places the organism in Eukaryota, Viridiplantae, Streptophyta, Magnoliopsida, Fabales, Fabaceae. Gene Ontology annotation, biological process: transmembrane transport. Bases 81 to 3884 code for a protein of 1267 amino acids. The transcript is spliced from 12 exons. Gene Ontology annotation, molecular function: ATP binding; ABC-type transporter activity; ATP hydrolysis activity. The record is from RefSeq and is a predicted model, not a curated record. Gene Ontology annotation, cellular component: membrane.